Molecule: messenger RNA, 1221 nt
Organism: Toxotes jaculatrix (banded archerfish)
Lineage: Eukaryota; Metazoa; Chordata; Actinopteri; Toxotidae
Product: zona pellucida-like domain-containing protein 1
Exons: 10
Coding region: 1-1221 (406 amino acids)
Cellular component (GO): cell surface
Source: RefSeq, a predicted model, not a curated record
AUGUGGCUGGUCCUUCUUACAUAUCAACUUGCCACACUCCUUCUCACCCAGGCUCAAAAUGCCUGCAUUGGACACUCCACCUUCAGAAGUCCAGCUAACUCAGACAUCGAGGUCCUCUGCGGCUCUCAAACGGUGGACCUUCAGAUCCUGCUGUGUCCCAUCUAUUUCAACGGCUACAAUGAGUCCCUGCUGGCCCUCAACUCGGAGCACUCCAAAGAGCAGUGCAGAGGGACUCCUGACUGGGAGGCGGACCCACCUGUGGUUAAAUUCAACUUCUCCAUCACGGAGGAGGGGAUCACCACCUGCUCCAACAAGCUGACAGUCACUGAGGAGACUGGAACUGGACUGUUUGCAGACUUCUCCCAUGUCCAGUACAUCAACAUCUCAGGUAUGGUCUGCUCAGAGGACCCCACCACAGGAGCCAUUACCUAUCACCAGGAGGUGAUGUACAGGUUCUCCUGCCGCUACCCUCUGCAGUACCUGGUCAACAACACUCAGAUGAGCGUGUCUGGGGUCAGUCUGGCAGUCAGAGACAACAAUGGGAGUUUCAUCAGCACGCUGAGCAUGCGACUCUUCGCGGACAAUAGUUACUCCUCCGUGCUGCAGGUCCCCCCAGGAGGCCUGGAGCUAAAGACCAGGAUCUUUGUAGAAGUGAAGGCGUCCAACCUCACCAACAGGUUCAAUGUGCUCCUGGACCGAUGUUACGCCACGGCCUCGCCUUUCCCCAUCAACGUCACGUAUCAUGAUCUCUUUGUUGGGUGUGACCGGGAUGGACAGACGGUAAUGGGAGUCAAUGGAGAGCAGCAGUUAGCUCGCUUCUCCUUUGAGGCUUUCCGCUUUGUCCAAAGCUCAGAUGCCACUCUCUCCACCUACUACGUACACUGUGCCACCAGGCUCUGUGUGAACUCCUUCUGCCCCAACCUCGUUCAGAACUGCACCACCAACUCGAGGAGGCGCCGCAGCACCAGCGACAACCAGGGCACCACAGUGAGCGACAUGGCCACCAUCAGUUCAGGUCCCAUCACCAUCCGCUCAGAUAACGGCUAUCCGCUGGCAUCUGGAGGUCCUCAGCAGACUCACGUGGACAGCACCGUGCUGGCUGUUUCACUUGUGGCGGGCAUCGUCGGGGCCAUCUGCCUUACGCUGGUAGCGUUUGUUGUUUACCAGAAUUACAAGUCUAAUAUCAUUUUAAAGAACACAAUGCUGAACCCGCAAGAGUGA